This is a messenger RNA of Neoarthrinium moseri, 1353 nucleotides long. RefSeq lists its product as uncharacterized. Gene Ontology annotation, molecular function: L-fuconate dehydratase activity; magnesium ion binding. The record is from RefSeq and is a predicted model, not a curated record. The transcript is spliced from 2 exons. Lineage: Eukaryota; Fungi; Ascomycota; Sordariomycetes; Amphisphaeriales; Apiosporaceae. Gene Ontology annotation, biological process: carbohydrate catabolic process; amino acid catabolic process. Bases 1 to 1353 code for a protein of 450 amino acids.
AUGCCUGAGAUUACGAUCACUGGUUGGACCACCAGGGACGUGCGGUUUCCCACGUCCCUGGACAAGACCGGCUCCGAUGCCAUGAACGCAGCGGGUGACUACUCGUCGGCCUACUGCAUCCUGCAAACCGACUCGGACUUCAGCGGCCACGGCAUGACGUUCACUAUCGGCCGUGGCAAUGACAUUGUCUGCGCGGCCAUCGACCACCUGGCCGACCGCAUCAAGGGUCGCACUCUCUCGUCCCUGGUCGAGGACUGGGGCAAGACGUGGCGCCACCUGGUCAACGACAGCCAGCUGCGCUGGAUCGGCCCCGAGAAGGGCGUCAUCCACCUGGCGCUGGGCGCCGUCGUGAACGCCAUCUGGGACCUGUGGGCCAAGGUGCUCGGCAAGCCCGUCUGGCGUAUCGUGGCCGACAUGUCGCCCGAGGAGUUUGUGCGCUGCAUCGACUUCCGCUACAUCACCGACGCCAUCACGCCCGAGGAGGCCGUGGCGCUGCUGAAGGAGAGCGAGAGCGGCAAGGAGCAGAGACUCCAGGAUGCUUUGAAGAGCCGCGCCGUCCCUGCCUACACCACCAGCGCUGGCUGGCUCGGCUACGGCGAGGCCAAGAUGAAGGGUCUGCUGCAGGAGACCCUGGCGAACGGCUACAAGUACUUCAAGCUCAAGGUCGGCGGCGGUCUGGAGCAGGACAAGAAGCGCCUGUCGAUCGCCCGUGAGGUCAUUGGCUACGACAAGGGCAACGUCCUCAUGGUGGAUGCCAACCAGGUCUGGAGCGUACCGGAAGCUAUCGAGUACAUGAAGAACUUGAAGGACUUCAAGCCGUGGUUCAUCGAGGAGCCCACAUCACCAGAUGAUAUCCUGGGACACAAGGCCAUCAGGGAGGCCCUGAAGCCGUACGGCAUUGGUGUUGCGACCGGCGAGAUGUGCCAGAACCGCGUCAUCUUCAAGCAGUUGAUCGUGUCCGGUGCCAUCGACGUCUGCCAGAUCGACGCCUGCCGCAUGGGCGGUGUGAACGAGGUUCUCGCCGUGCUCCUGAUUGCCAAGAAGUACAACAUCCCCAUCGUCCCGCACUCGGGCGGCGUCGGACUGCCAGAGUACACACAGCACCUGAGCACCAUCGACUACGUCAGCGUCAGCGGCAAGCUCUCGGUGCUGGAGUACGUUGACCACCUGCACGAGCACUUCCUGCACCCAUCGGUGAUCAAGGACGGCUACUACCAGACCCCCAUGGAGCCUGGGUACAGCGUCGAGAUGAAGGCUGAGAGCAUGGACCAGUACUCAUACCCGGGCAAGGACGGUGUGAGCUGGUGGAAGAGUGCUGAGGCCAAGCCGAUCCUGGACGGCGAGAAAUACUAG